AUGGCCACGACCAGUGGUACAACACCCAGUGCUCCAAAGCCUGGACUCGGAGAUUUAGAAAAAGAGUUAGUGUGCUCGAUCUGUACGGAGCUUUUAUAUCAGCCUUUGACUCUUCUCGAUUGCCUUCAUACAUUUUGCGGUUCGUGCCUGAAAGAAUGGUUUUCAUGGCAAGCGGUUCGUUCACGAUCGUCGGGUUCGGCAUCACGAUUUACCUGCCCAGCAUGUCGGGCUGCUGUCCGUGCAACGAGACCAAAUGCUACGGUGACGACUUUGCUGGAUAUGGUCCUUGUGGCCAACCCCGAGCGUGAUAGGACGGCAGAAGAAAAAGAGGAGAUUGCGAAGAAGUAUAAGCCUGGUGAUCAAGUGCUUGUUUCUGAGAGUUCCGAUGCCGAUACCGACGGGGAGGAUCGACGAUUACUUACGGAUGGUGAGAGUAGUCGUAGAAGGGCAGCUUCGACGAGUCAUUCCGGUGAUAGUCGCCGGCAAAGAAGUGCAGAUAAUCGAGACCACCACAGCGCUGCUAGAAAUGCUGCUCGCACGGGAGGUACCGUUGCGAACCGCAAUGAAUCCACGAGGCAGAUUGAGCAUCAGUCGAGUUUAAGGUCUUUACUAAGUGCAUCGGAUGUCGAAGACAACACUCAAGAGGAGAUUGUUCGGCUCAUUAUGGAGGAAGGUCUGUUGGACGGUAUUGAUUUGAGCGGUCUGGAUCAGUCUCAAGAAGAAGAACUCAGUGAUCGGCUUGUGCAGAUCUUCCUCAGUCGGCAUCCUGAUCGAUCACGUCCACCGCGGAGAAGUAGCGAUCAGACAGAGAGGAUAAGACCACCGGAGCACCGUCGGGCCAGAUCUCAGACAUUGCAAAAUCGGAGCCCAAACCCUACUCCCACUGAAAACUCCUCAAGACGCCCUCCCGUAUCACGGCCACAUUUGCUAGGGGUGGCACCAGAUUCACAUCAUCAUCGAAGAAGGGCUUCUGAUGAGACUCGACGGCGAAGGACAUCGCCGACACUGGUGGCUCCAGCGUCUACGUCUGAAACCGCGUUGGGGCCAGCAGUGCGAUCAUCUAGUGACAUGACGAGUCAGAGAUCCCGUCCUUCUUCGUCACGGCCCAGGACUAGAGAAUCCUCGACAGCUUCUGUAACGAGACGCUCGACGGAGCCUGAAGGGCGUGCUUCUGACAUAUGGGCGGGAAUUAGUACUAGAAACGGGUCACAGCAAUCUAUUGCUGCUAGACAGGCGGUGGGAUCUUCUCUGACAAACAGUCCGUCCACUAUGACUCCCACGGGCCGGACCUUCUCAGCUUCGACUACUUCGUUACCAGGAGUUUCAGCAAGUGAAGCCCAGUCUCCUACGGGCAAUUUGCAAUCAUCUUCUCGUCGUAAUACGGCAACACGGUCUGCACCCAUGAGGCAAACUCCAACUAGGGUUUCUUCUGCACAUUAUGCCGAACCCGCAAUAUCCUGUGAACGAUGUGGGAAGACGAGCAUACAGUACGUACUCCAUAAACGAUGCCCCAAGUGUAACGAUGGCAAUUAUCAUGUAUGUUUACAUUGCUAUCGCAUCGACCGAGGCUGUCUACAUUACUACGGCGUCGGGAGCGUUGGUGAGAUGAAUUUCAAUAAAGCUCACCACCCUGCUCUUCGAUCGGACGUUGAGCUUCCUCAUGUUAUGAUAUCACAACGUUAUCGACGACCCAAGGAAGGUUCAUCACGAGGUACAUCUGACGGAAAGCACAUGACAAACGACAACCCAUCUAGCAGACUGCAAGAAGGCAUGUUUUGCGAUAUAUGCCAAUCCGUUGCCAAUGGAUGUUUCUGGCAGUGCGACGAAUGUAAUGAAGGAGAAUGGGGCUAUUGUCGACGCUGUGUAAAUCAGGGUCGCUGUUGCAAUCAUUCGUUGUUACCGAUUCGACGUAUAUCGUCAGAAGCCGUGACACCAUCUCCAAUCGAUGCAAUAUCAAUAGGGCCUAUUACUACUCCGGUACCAACGCAAAAAGCACUUGCGGGGUCCGCGACAUAUCAGGUUUUGUCGUUCUCGACGGAGUGUGAUAUUUGCAAAUACCCCAUCGCUCCGUCGUCGACUCGAUUCCACUGUUUGCAGUGUAAUGAAGGAGAUUACGAUGUAUGUACAAACUGCUACCUGAAAUUAGUGGUGUCGGGGAAGAUCAGCAAGGACAACGGACACGGAGGCUGGCGACGUUGUCUAAAAGGUCAUCGCAUGAUUGUAAUAGGAUAUGAAGACCAUGAAAAGGGACAGCGACGGGUCAUUGUCCGAGACUUAGUUGGCGGAUAUACAUUAAAAGAUGAACUGGCGAACAAUAUGGAGCCUUCAUCAUCUUCGGGUUCCAUCGCUUCUCCAGAACUCGGAACGGGAGAUUGGUCAUGGAAAGAAGGCAACACAAAACGCAAAAAGGCCGGUCGUGCGCGAACCUCUCACAUUAACCCACUGGAUUCAGCUUCUUCUUCACCAUCAACGUCACCUUCCGCAACAACAACGACACAAUUAGACCGUCGUACUACUGCUGCUACGAUGAUUCCACCUGACGGCGGAUUCGGUCUUGUCCUAAGAGCAAACUGGUCAUACUUCGCUGAAGAAUCCUGCACAGAUGAAUUAUCCUUCCCUCGUGGCGCGGAGAUUACAGAAGCUGAGAAUAUUAAUGAUGAAUGGUAUUGGGGUUACUAUGCAGGUCGAACAGGUUUGUUCCCUGGUGCGUACUGUACUUUGAUCAGGGAGGUUGUUUGA
Messenger RNA from Talaromyces stipitatus ATCC 10500, 2739 nucleotides. Its product is annotated as SH3 domain protein. The coding region runs from base 1 to 2739 and encodes 912 amino acids. The record is from RefSeq and is a predicted model, not a curated record. Gene Ontology annotation, cellular component: nucleus. The transcript has 2 exons. Gene Ontology annotation, biological process: protein ubiquitination; ubiquitin-dependent protein catabolic process; mitotic cell cycle checkpoint signaling. Gene Ontology annotation, molecular function: zinc ion binding; ubiquitin-protein transferase activity; protein binding. NCBI's taxonomy places the organism in Eukaryota, Fungi, Ascomycota, Eurotiomycetes, Eurotiales, Trichocomaceae.